Anneissia japonica is the source of this 3828-nucleotide messenger RNA. RefSeq names its product S1 RNA-binding domain-containing protein 1-like. The record is from RefSeq and is a predicted model, not a curated record. Lineage: Eukaryota; Metazoa; Echinodermata; Crinoidea; Comatulida; Comatulidae. The coding region runs from base 212 to 2791 and encodes 859 amino acids. Gene Ontology annotation, molecular function: structural constituent of ribosome; mRNA binding. The transcript has 18 exons. Gene Ontology annotation, biological process: nucleobase-containing compound metabolic process; translation.
GAGGCUUGUAUGCAGCGUGUAUUCAGCAUGCAGGGGAAGUUUAAACAUAAUUAACACUGCAGAGAGAAACUGAAGUUUACGGUUGAACUAGAAGGCGACGGCUGUUAACCGCUCUGCAAGGUUCCAGAGUUCUAGAAUUCAUUUGGGCUUUGAUCUGUUAUUAAAGUAAUAAUCUGAAGUGUAAAGUAGAGGUAUAGGUAACUACAGUCAAAUGGAUGGUAAGGAUACGAAAAAAGGUAAUAAAAACAAAAGGGAAAGCAGUACGGCUGUAAAGAGAGAAGUCAAAAGAAGAAAACGGGCUCAAAAUGCUGAAACAGAAGAAUUAGACGUAUGUAGUAAACCAGCGACGAGUACAACCACCAAAGAAGUGCCAGUUCUUCAGCCCAAGAAAAGUAAAUCAAAAACAAAAGAGAAGGAAGGCGGGAGAUCUAAUAAAUCAGAUGAAUCUCGCAAGAAUGUAAAAACAUUAGAUGAAGAUGUAUUGCAUUUGGGAGAAAGAUUAUUUGAAAUUAUUUCUACCCAGGUCAAUGAACCUUAUUGGGCUGUGGUGAAUGUCGUGAAAUUGUUAGAUUCAGACCAUACAGUUCCAUUCAUAGCACGAUACAGAAAAGAACAAACCAACAAUAUGGAAGUUAAACAGAUACGUGAAGUACAGUUCUGUCUGAUAGAACUCAGAUUGGUUGAAAGCAAAGCAAGUAAUAUUUUUAAACAGAUAACAAAACAGGGUAAGAUGACAACAGGUGUAAGGAGAAGCAUCCAACGAGCACACUCUAUUGAAGAGCUAGAUCACAUUUUUGCCCCAUUCAAAACUGGAAGUAAAAGUUCACUGGCCGAGAGAGCAAAGAAGGCAGGACUUGAGCCAGCAGCUAUGAGAGUGUUAAACAAUGACCCACUCAAUCUUCACGAGUUUGUAAGCAGCACAGUUGAUGGUUGCUGUACCAUGGAGAAAGUGAAGCAAGGAAUACAGCAUAUAUUGGCAGAUAUUAUUGCAAAAGAUAAAGAUACAAUGGACCAAAUAAGGCUCUUAACAUCAGAUGGGAGAACCCUCAUAACAGCCGAGAAAUCUAAAUCAGCUUUGAAGGAUGAGAAAGAAAAAAACAUGUGUAACCGACAUUUUGAAAACUAUUUUAAUUUUAAGGUUCCUGCAAAAGAUAUAAAACCACACCAGGUUCUAGCUCUGAAUCGUGGUGAUGCGCUGAAGGAGCUGUCAGUGAAGCUUGAGCUCUCACCGCAUGUGUGCAAGUCAUUCAAAUCCUGGUGUCUGAACCGGUGGAUCCCCAAAUUUUCAAGGGCUGAUGGGAAAGGGUUAUUGACCUCCGCAAUUGAUGAUGCAUACAAACGACUAAUACAGCCCCUGAUAGUGAGGCAGAUCAGGUCGGAGCUGACCAGGUCAGCUGAGAGAGCUUCUAUCGAUGUCUUUGCCCAGAAUUUGAAGCGAUUACUUCUCACGCCGCCAGUCAGAGGGAAAGUCAUUAUUGGCCUAGACCCUGGAUUUAGAAAUGGUUGUAAAGCAGCAAUCAUCUCAGAAACUGGUGUAAUUCUACAUACAGAUGUACUUUACUUAAUCAACAAUCAGAAUCAACAUCAGAAAAGGAAGCUUGUAGAUAUGGUUCAACGCUUCAAGGCCGCCACAGUUGCUAUUGGCAACGGUACAGCCUGCCGAGAAACCGAGAAAGUAAUUGCAGAUCUGAUAUCAAAGAAAACUUUUUAUCCCUUGGAUGUCAAGUAUUGCAUUGUGAAUGAAGAUGGCGCCUCCAUCUAUAGUGUGUCAGAGGAAGCAGAGAAAGAGAUGCCUGACCUGGAUCCAAAUGUUCGUAGUGCAGUGUCCAUAGCUAGAAGAUUACAAGAUCCACUGGUUGAAUUAGUUAAGAAUAAUCCCAAACACAUUGGAGUUGGAAUGUACCAACAUGAUAUGCCCGAGAAAUUAAUGAAAACGGCAUUAGAUGGCGUAGUGGAAGAUUGCGUCAGCUUUGUCGGUGUGGACUUGAAUGUUUGUACAGAAUCACUUUUAAGGAGGAUAGCUGGACUUACGGCAACAAGAGCUAAGAAUAUUAUUGAGUUUCGUGAAAAAAAUGGUGGAUUUGUAAAUCGGGAACAGCUUUUGGAAAUCAAAGGUAUAUGGACGAAGACGUACGAACAGUGUGCUGGAUUCGUGAGGAUCAGUCGUCCGAUUAAUCCACCUUGCAAUUCCCAAAGGGUAGAGGACACAUCAGGAACUGUUCCCGUAAACACUAGAACAAGAAAAACCAAAUCCAAGGUGGAGAAAGUAUUUGAAGCCAACCCUCUGGAUAAAACAUGGAUUCACCCGGAAUCGUAUAGUACAGCCACCGAAUUUUUAGAUAUGAUUGGAGAGGGAGCCGAAUGUAUUGGUCUGCCCACGAUGAGUAAGAAGAUCGACAAUGCAUUGAAAAAAUCAGGUAUAAGAAAGUUUGCAGAUGAUCUGGAUGUGGGUGUGCACACAAUGGAGCUAAUCAUUGACGGACUGAAGCAGCCUAUAGGAUAUGACAUCAGAGCAGAAUAUGACAAACCACUUUUCAAGGUUGGAAUCAUGUCGAUGGAUGACCUCAAAUGCGGUUCAGUCUACCCUGGCAGGGUCACCAACGUCACACAUUUUGGCGUCUUUGUUGACAUCGGUGUUCAGAAAAGUGGUUUGAUUCACACAAGCAAAAUACCCCAGCACCUUGUAGCAGCUGGCCGCCAGUUUGGACCGGGGGACAAAGUUGAGGUGAUGGUCUUGAACAUUGAUAAAGAAAGGCAACGCAUACAGUUACAGCUUGUUAAUUUACCAUAGCAACCAUUCAGUUUGACAAAACCAAAGGAAAAAAAAAUAUGUGGACAAAUUUGUUUGCAUUAAAAUGCAAUUUAUUAUCUAAAAAUGACUAUAAAUAUUAUGUUUAAAUAUACUUUUAUUAUUUGACAAAGUGAAAGAGGAUUAUGAAUGAAAUUUCCUGGACAUGAUGAGAAACAGGAAGUAAAGACCAACUCAAGAGAAUGCAACAAUUAAAAAUCAAUUAAAGAGGGCAAAGUACAGAUACAAAAACACAUAAAAUACACAGUGUUGCCAGACAUUGAAAGAAGAAGUUUAAAUUUCAAUUUUGUAUCUGGAAAAAAUGGUAUUAUUUCUCUUCAGCGACAGAAAAAUCUGGGCAGUAUAAUCAUUUCUAGUGGCGAAUUGUGCCAAGUGGAUUCACAUUUGGAGUGAAAUUUUAAACAUUAGUUUGAAGGUUUGUGAAAGUAAAAGUAUUGUGGCAUUACUUUAAGAUUUACCUGAUGGUAUUGUCAUGUAUAUCUUUGAACAAGAAUUAACUUGUUACUGUAUUUAUGUUCUUCUUUAUGUUUUAUGCUUGUCAUAGCCAAUUGCUGGGUUGAAAAGCUCAGUAUGUUUACAUUUUCAGCAUUAUUUUAAGGAAUAAUGUAGGCUCACAUUCAGUUAUGUAAAUAUGUGAAGCUGAUAUGAAGAUCUUAAUAGUGGGUCCCAUUCAUGUCCCACUUUAUUUAAAUCUUUUUCCACACUACCAAAUUUUAUGUGACAAUGAAAUGUGAUGCAGUAUGUCCAUAUUUGGGUGUAAUAUGACAUCAUCAUGCCCAUGUAUGGGUAUAUUGUCACAUAAAAUUUGAUAGUGUAGACAAGAGCUUAAGAGGAUCAUUAGAAUAAGAGAAUGGCAUCAUAUUGUAUAAAGAGAUUGCUACAACAUAAAGGACUAUUUACCAUAUAAGGUAUAACCAAGGAAAAUGAUAUGCGAUGAGGGUAUUUCUAUUUAGUCACGUGUUUGAACAUUGUUGAAAAUAUACAAAAUAUCGUUAUUUUAUUAAAAGACAUUUAUUAUA